AUGGCGACGCCGUCAGCCUUCUCUUCCCGAUUCAGUCGGACUAAGCAAAGCAGUUUGAACUUUCCUUCACGACCGUUUUUCUUAGAAAGUAGUGCGGAGUCAUUGAUCCCGUCAUUGAGCGAAAUCGUGUUAAAUUCAUUUGAGCGAUUUCAAUCCAAUUUUUCGAUGAAUCAGUCGCACGCCCCUAUCACUCUUCCCCCCGUUUUAGCGACAAAACUUGUGAAGAAAGUCUCGAACAACCCAAAAGCUACGGAGCAAGAUUUGAACCUCAUUUUAUAUCGGAUAUUUGUGGGUGGGACGCGUCUUAUUUCUGUCGAUAUAAAUGGCACGCAUUUAUUGACCAAAGUGACGUGUUUAAACAUGUUUCAGUUAUGUCAAAAUGUUCACAUCAGUACGCUUGAUAUAUCGAAUGCGAACUGUUCCUCAUCUGAGUCAUUAAGUGUGAUGUUAUCGAGUCUCAAAUAUUUGAAAUUUUUAAAUGCGGACUCUUGUGUAGCCUUUGAUGACAAAUGUCUUCAAACCCUAGCGACUAUUAAGGCUCCCAUCGAAGUACUUUCCCUCUCCAAUUGUCCCAAAAUCACAGACGCUGGAAUUCUCUUUUUAAAUUCAUAUUCAAAUCUGCAGAGUUUCAAAGGAAACAAUUUACGACUGACUUCCUCGUCUUUUUGUGUGUUAAAAAACUUGAAGGAAUUGGAGCUCUUUGGCUGCCAAAACCUCGACGACUUCUCCUUAGAAAAAAUUUCUAUGCAAAACCCUAAUUUACUCUUUGUCUCCUUAGGCAAUGCCCGGAUAUCGGACUUUGCUCUGCAGAAGUUCGUUCAGCGGUUAAAUCCGAAUUUGGAGCAUUUGAAUCUUUCGGGGUGUUCACAGGCAUCGAAUCUGACAUUAGCCCAACUCUUCGACUCUCAAUUUUCACUCAAAUAUUUGAACCUUUCGGGGUGCUUUAAUUUGAACGGAGAGAAGAUCUUAGAGACGUACCACCCGAUGUUCCGUGGCACACUAUUUAGAUGGAUGGAGAACUUGCGUUAUUUGAACUUGUCUGCGUGCAUUCAAUUUUCUAACGAAUUCAUUGGGACCAUUUUAACAGCAACUCCACAAGUUACUACUCUCAUCUUGGACGACACUUUUGUCGCAGACAAUUCUUUAGAAGAUUUUGUUAAUGCGACAAUUCUCUUCAAUGAAACUAUUAGAAGAAGUCUCCACACCCCAGGAGCCAAAAUUAAACCGUUUUCAAUCUCUCUCAAAAGAUGCACGAAAAUCACUGAUCGCGCCUUCGGCGCGUUAUUUAAAGAAAGAGGAAACGACUUGACGUCUUUGAACAUCUCCAAUUCGGUCUCCCUCUCCCCACUCUCCUUAGCUAUUUUGUCUCUCAACUCAAACUCUUUGACUGCUUUCUAUGCAAGUAACAACGACUUCAUUCCUGAGAUCUCGUGGGUCAAAUUCGUCGCUAAUUGUAAAUACCUUAAGACUGUCUUUGUCUCAAAUAACAGAGGAAUCACUAACACAGUCUUAUCCCAAAUUGCUAUCUCAUGUCCACAAAUAUCUAAUUUGGACAUCUCGUCCUGUGUAUGUCUCAAUGAGUACUCCGCAGGGAUCAUCGCUCAGAUGCGAAGUUUGCAGUACCUGGACAUCUCCUUUGAUAGUACCAUUGGCGAGAACGGCAUAAGGAAAAUCGCAAAUUACUUGUUACGGCUGAAUUACUUCGCUCUCCAAGGCAUUUGCAUUAACGACGGAUAUAUCUUCAUUGAACAAGCUGAGUUCUUGAACACUUUGAAACUCAACUUCUCGCAGAACUGUUCAGACGAUUUACUUAGAAAUAUCGCAGCGUACUGCCCGUUCUUGUCAAAUAUCGAACUCAGAAUGUGCACGCAAAUCACUGACAACGGUGUCGACUUAUUACUCCAGAAGUGCAAUAAAAUUGGAAAUAUUACUCUAGGGGGAACGUCGGUAUCCAAAUUAAAAAUGAUACAGCUAGUAAAUAUGGGACUCUUUGUAGCAUAA
Molecule: messenger RNA, 2001 nt
Organism: Entamoeba invadens IP1
Lineage: Eukaryota; Evosea; Mastigamoebida; Endamoebidae
Product: F-box/LRR-repeat protein, putative
Exons: 1
Coding region: 1-2001 (666 amino acids)
Biological process (GO): SCF-dependent proteasomal ubiquitin-dependent protein catabolic process
Cellular component (GO): SCF ubiquitin ligase complex
Source: RefSeq, a predicted model, not a curated record